AUUCACAUUAUCGUUACAAAGUGUUUUACGGGUUGCAACACAGAGUUAUCUCGGAGUGCGUGAUUAUAUUUUUUGCACUGUCAUGUCAAUCUUGCCGAGUUCUCUAGCGUCGCAGUAAAAAGAACCUUUUUUACAAAUUAUAAUGUACAACGUGUAACUGCAUAAUUGCCACCUAGAAAAGAGAAACGCUGAAUGCUAAUUACGAGAAGGAUACUCCGUGUACGAGAAAAAUUCAUUUUCAUCUCGAUAUCUCGAAAAUGGCGCUUCUCACGCCUCAUUGGGGCCUGGACGGCAUCCUAAUCUGUGCAUCUCUUAUCGUCGCGGCGUACAUGUACGCCACGCGAAAUUUCAAAUACUGGGCGAAACGAGGAGUCCCGGAAAUUCCUCCGACACCGUUCUUCGGAAAUUUCGGCGAAUGCUUCAUGUUGAAGAAAGCAUCGCAAGACUUCGCGAAGGAACUGCAUUGCCAAUUCAAAGGCGAACCGUACGCGGGAUUCUACAUUUUCGAUAAACCAUUCUUCCUCGUACGAGAUCCCGAACUUGCGAAACAAGUUAUGGUGAAGGAUUUUCGCGCGUUCAUUGACAGAUAUGCUUCGGCAGAUGACAGUGAUCCACUUGGAUUCGCGAAUCUUUUCCUGAUGAAUAAUCCACGCUGGAGGGUGCUUAGAACGAAGCUGACGCCUCUCUUCACUUCCGGACGGCUGAAGAAAAUGUUCGACUUGAUGCUGGUCGUUGCCGAUGAACUGGAUCGGGUCCUCGAAGAAUCAAAUUUAUCUACUCCCAAGGUGAUGGAGAUGAAAGACCUUGCGGCGAACUUUACCACGGAUUUGAUCGCCACCACGAUUUUUGGGCUACAAGUGAAUUCGUUGCGCGAUCCCAAAACACACUUCCGGGAACAGGGCAGAAAAAUGUUCGACUUCAACUUCUUUCGCGGCCUGGAGUUCCUUAUUAUAUUCUUUAUGCCACAUCUAACUAAGUAUUAUCGCGCCAAAAUUUUCGGCAAACACGCGACGGAUUAUUUCCGAACCAUUGUCGGGGAAGUGAUGAAUCAGCGAAUUAAGUCGGGGGAGAAGAGGAACGAUCUGAUCGACCUUCUCGUCGAACUGAAGCAAACGCAUGAGAAAGAGGGAGCUAUCGAUGGAUUCAAAUUCACCGAAGACGACUUAGUAUCGCAGGCAGCUACUUUCUACCUUGCCGGUUUCGAAACUUCCUCUUCCGCCAUGGCCUUCGGUCUUUACGAACUCGCAUUAAAUAUAGACGUGCAGAAAACAUUGAGAACGGAGAUUCACAAGGCGUUAGAGAAGUCUGAAGGAAAAAUUACGUAUGAAAUGAUCAUGACACUGGCAUAUCUUGAUAUGGUCGUCUCGGAAGUCCUCCGCAAGUAUUCAGCAUUAGCGUUUAUAGAACGCGUCGCAGCCGUCGACUACAAAGUUCCAAAUUCCGAUCUGGUGCUGGAGAAAGGUACUCCGGUGUACAUCUCUUUGUUCGGGAUGCACUACGACCCGGAACAUUAUCCUGAUCCGGAAAAAUUCGAUCCCAUGCGAUUCAGCGAGGAGAAUAAAGAAAAAAGGCCAGCUUUCACUUAUUUCCCCUUUGGCGAGGGACCCCGGGCUUGCAUCGGACUUCGUAUGGGUCUUAUGCAAGCAAAACUGGGUAUAGUUCGGAUGAUAAGCAAAUACGAGGUGACACCUUGCGAGGAGACACCGGUGCCGGUGCUACUGCAACCAAGAUCGUCCAUUACGGCAUCGUUGACAGGACUGUACAUGAAUGUUCGCAAGAUUUCUAAAGAAGCUAGUUAAAUCUGUGACCAAAUGCAAUUACUAAUUAAAUUAACUUAAUUUUGUGAAUUAAGUACAAACUUUAAGACUAUUUGUGUGAUGACGAUUUCACGAUGCUUUUAUCGAUGAGAUUAGUGUACGAUAUUUCUUGAAAAUUGGAAACUUUAAUAAAGAUGCAACGAUCUGUUUCAGAGGGGGCGCAACGGUUGCCAAUCCUA
Messenger RNA from Megalopta genalis, 1996 nucleotides. Its product is annotated as cytochrome P450 6k1. The record is from RefSeq and is a predicted model, not a curated record. Gene Ontology annotation, molecular function: oxidoreductase activity, acting on paired donors, with incorporation or reduction of molecular oxygen; heme binding; monooxygenase activity. Lineage: Eukaryota; Metazoa; Arthropoda; Insecta; Hymenoptera; Halictidae.